Messenger RNA from Eriocheir sinensis (Chinese mitten crab), 1443 nucleotides. RefSeq lists its product as uncharacterized. The record is from RefSeq and is a predicted model, not a curated record. Gene Ontology annotation, biological process: proteolysis. The transcript is spliced from 8 exons. Lineage: Eukaryota; Metazoa; Arthropoda; Malacostraca; Decapoda; Varunidae. Bases 103 to 1296 code for a protein of 397 amino acids. Gene Ontology annotation, molecular function: metalloexopeptidase activity.
GAAGUCCUCGCCAGUCAGUCAGCCAGUGUGUUGCUAGCAGCGGUGAGGGAAGGAUCUCGGUUGUGUGUUGCCCAGGUGUUGCCGCGGCCCACACGUGACAGAAUGACGCUACUGAACAACACUUGGACGCUCCUGCUGCUGUGUUUCUUGGCAGGGCUUGGCUUGUCGGCGGGGCAGGACAUUCACCAGAUGCAGUACCACCUCGAGAAGCUGACCAGCGUUCGACACCCGUUCGGCGCUGACCCCAACGCGAGGGAGGCCGCGAGGAGCUACAUCAAGGAACAGUUUCAGCAGUACGGACUCGAAGUGGCGGUUCAUACUUUCAGCACGACGGUCUGGCACCAGGGACAGCAGAGGACGGUGGCCGGCGAGAACGUGAUCGGGGUGUCUGAGGGCGCUGGUGGGGGGCCGCUGCUGCUGGUGGGCGCCGAUUAUGACACCGCCCUCAACAGACACCCCCUCGAGGACAACGGAGCGGGGGUGGGGGCGAUGCUGGAGGUGGCGAGGAACUACAUGGCUGCCACGGGGCCUGACGGGGUCUUCACGAGGAACAGCACCGUCAUCUUCGUGGCUUUUGAUCUCAACACGCAGGAAUAUGACGGCAGCACAGGUGAGCCCGGCGCCUACCACUUCGUGCACCAGUGGCUGUGGCCGCACCUCAACCAGUCACUGCUGAAGUUCGCUGGGGCCAUCAUCCUGGACUCCAUCUCGAAGAUCAACAUGGACCAAAACUCGCAGUACCUUCCCCAGGACUUCGGCAAGGCGUUCCCUUCGGCGUACAAGAGGAUCAGCGAGGACGGGAACAAGGGCGACUUUCUGGCCCUGGUGACACGGGGAACAUCCCAGAGCAAGAGACUCAAAGACACCUUCACCGGGAACUACCUGAAGCACCGCAAGGCCGGGCUGAUAAGGCUGCAGGAGUUGGUGGUGCACACGAACUCGCCGGUGUCCAUCCCCACCCUCGAGAUGAUAAACCACCAGGCACACUACCAUUUCUGGACCUUCCAACCCUCCGACCAGCUCACCGCCCUGCCCGCCCUCCUCCUCACCGACACUGACUUCUACCGCAAAAGCUCCGAAGAGUGCCCGCUGCCCUGCUCCGCCGAGGCCUUCCUGACGAGGCAACGCAAACAGUCCCUCGCCCUCACAUGUAGCGGCGUCCUGUACACCCUCCUUGACAUGCAGGCGGAGAGACGGCGACCAGGCGAGACGGGGGAGGUCACGAGUGGUGCAUCUGUCGGCGUGACUCUGGCGAUGACGUGGCUGCUGGCGGCGGUGGCGGCGAUCCUGCACUGACCUAAACGCACACACACACACACACACACACACACAAACAAACAAACACUGACCUGCACGCCCACACACAUAUAAACACACACACACACACACACACACACACACACACACACACACACACACACACACACAUAUACACACACAAAC